Messenger RNA from Drosophila simulans, 1053 nucleotides. Its product is annotated as WW domain-binding protein 11-like. The coding region runs from base 1 to 1053 and encodes 350 amino acids. The record is from RefSeq and is a predicted model, not a curated record. The transcript has a single exon. NCBI's taxonomy places the organism in Eukaryota, Metazoa, Arthropoda, Insecta, Diptera, Drosophilidae.
AUGGCAGCACACGUGUUUCACGUCCGGGAAGUACGAGAGAACGGCGCCGGGGAACAGCCCGGGGGGAUAUGGAGUAGGGAUUCCGGUUCCUACCUCCAGCUCCUGGCGUCACCCCUGGUGUCGCGAUCUCCAUCCCCGGGAAGUGUAGAGGACCCGGAGGAAAUUCCGGACAUCGAGCUCGAGGACGACCAGCCAAUGGCGGAGACGGAGGGCGUGGCCGAGGUCAUCACCCUCUCCUCGGAGAGCGAGGAAGACGAUGACGGAGGCGAGACGGUCACGCCGGAGGUGUCAUCAGACGAGGAUGAGACCGCGCGGAUGGCUUACCGGAGCGUCCGGCGGGCUACGCAGGGCCAGGGACGGAUAAGCCUCGGGGUCGCGCAGCCGACCGAGGAUCCGGUGGAUAUGAGACGAUUUAUGGAGGCACGAGUCGCCACCCUGCGGCGUUUCCAGCAGAUGGUGGACGCGCGACAGGUCGCCGACGCCGAGGCCGCAUGGCAGGAGCGUUUGGCUCGGCUGCAAGAGGAGGAGGAAGCACUGUGGGCACCAGCCACGAAGCAGCCGGAGCCCACGCAGCCACUGGCAAGACAGCUACCGCCGACACCGCAGCCACCAUUGCCGUUGACGCCGCCGCCGACUCGACCACCGCCGUUGCCGCCGCCGCCGCCGACGCAGUCACCGCCACCGACACCACCACGGAUGACGGCGACGCAGUCACCGCCACCGACACCACCACGGAUGACGCCAGCGCAGGCGCCGCUGCCGACACCGCCGCGUCCGACGCCACCACGGCCGACGCGCACGCCGUCAACACCACCGCCGCAACCUCGCACGCCGACACCACCACCCCAGCAGGGGGAAUGCCCACGAUAUGACAGGCAACAGGCGUGGGAGAUUCCGCAGGCACACGUCGGCCAGGUGGUCCGCACGAUCGAGAUGGGAGGGCGUCUGUGGCACCAACAAGAAGAAGAAGAAGGAAGAGGCGGAAGCGAUCGGCUGGAGAACGCCGGACCAGGAGUCACGCGAUCCGCGAUUACGCGCCCGAGCAGAGGGUAA